This is a messenger RNA of Callithrix jacchus (white-tufted-ear marmoset), 2865 nucleotides long. RefSeq names its product lysophosphatidic acid receptor 2 (gene LPAR2). Gene Ontology annotation, biological process: G protein-coupled receptor signaling pathway. Gene Ontology annotation, molecular function: lysophosphatidic acid receptor activity. NCBI's taxonomy places the organism in Eukaryota, Metazoa, Chordata, Mammalia, Primates, Cebidae. Gene Ontology annotation, cellular component: membrane. The record is from RefSeq and is a predicted model, not a curated record.
CUGGAGUGCCAGUGGCAUGAUCUCGGCUCACUGUAACCUCUGCCGCCCAAGUUCAAGUGAUUCUCCUGCCUCAGCCUCCUUAGUAGCUGGGACGACAGGCGUGUGCCACCAGGCCUAGCUAAAUUUUUGUAUUUUUAGUAUUGACUGGUUUCACCCUGUUGGCCUGGAUGGUCUCAAUCUGAUCCGCCUGCCUCGGCCUUCCAAAGUGCUGGGAUUACAGGAGUGAGCCACUGCGCUCAGCUUCAAGGCCUCAUUCUCACAUCGUCAAACAGGCUGGUGCACCUACCUAAAGGCAUCUGGAGCUGGGCCACAGCACCCGGCUGAGUCACACCGGCCCGGCCCUCCCGGAGCUCUGCGUCCCCGAUCCGGUCCUGCAUAACUAAAUACAGUAUAACAAAGUGCAGAUAACCGGGACAAUGGGGCUGUGUGCUCCAGACCGUGGGAGCCCUGGGCCGCUGCAGGGGGGCCGAGGGAGGAAGCCGCAGGGCAGGGCAGGGCCGGGCUGUGCAGGGGGCAGCGCCGUCCCAGCGUGGGGGAGUGCGGGGGCGGGAUUGCAAAACCCUAACUUGCCCAGGAUCAGCUGGGGCCACAGAGAUGGGCCCUGCACGGGAGGCCGCGGCGUCCGGUAGCUGCAAGCUGGGAAAGCCGAGGCUGGGCGGGGGUCCGGGCAGUGGGAGCCGAGUCGGAUCAGGGAGUGGCUAGUAACUCGGCGGCUGAUUGGACACGAAGAAGAGCUCGGGGUGGGGCUGCGAGGGUUGGGGUCCGGACCCGGGGCGCGGACCCUAGACCACCUAGAACUACACCCGGUCGGCGCGAGGUCACGGUGGGAAUUCUCGGGUCGCCCGAAUGACUCAGCCCCGCAGACUCGAAACUGCGGGCGCGUGAGGUGUGCAAGAACCCGGGUUGGGGGUCCCCGCCGGAAAUAGAGAGGGGCGACCGAGGGGCCGCGAGGCGAGGAGGAAACUGGAGGGUUGCGGUUCCGGGCGACUCCGCCCCCGACGCGGCCGCGGAGGCGGGGCUUCCCCAGGUGGCGGGGCGGGGCUCCCCAGGUGGCCGGGGCGGGGCGCCGGGGGAGACCCCGCCUCCUGUGCCCUCUCUGCAGCCCGCGCCGGGCGUACCCGGACGCUCCUCCGCUCCCGCCGAGGUUACCGGGCCAUGGGCCUGGAACCCUCCCCAACCCCCCGCGAGCCUGCCUCGUCUGCAGCGUGACGGGUGGCCCAGAUGGUCACCAUGGGCCAGUGCUACUACAACGAGACCAUUGGCUUCUUCUAUAACAACAGUGGCAAGGAGCUCAGCUCCCACUGGCGGCCCAAGGAUAUAGUCGUGGUGGCACUGGGGCUGACUGUCAGCGUGCUGGUGCUGCUGACCAACCUGCUGGUCAUAGCAGCCAUCACCUCCAACCGCCGCUUCCACCAGCCUAUCUACUACCUGCUGGGCAACCUGGCCGCGGCUGACCUCUUCGCAGGCGUGGCCUACCUCUUCCUCAUGUUCCACACUGGCCCCCGCACAGCCCGACUUUCCCUUGAGGGCUGGUUCCUACGGCAGGGCUUGCUGGACACAAGCCUCACGGCCUCGGUGGCCACACUGCUGGCCAUCGCGGUGGAGCGGCACCGCAGCGUGAUGGCCGUGCAGCUGCAUAGCCGCCUGCCUCGUGGCCGCGUCGUCAUGCUCAUUGUGGGCGUGUGGAUGGCUGCCCUGGGCCUGGGGCUGCUACCCGCCCACUCCUGGCACUGCCUCUGUGCCCUGGACCGCUGCUCCCGCAUGGCACCCCUGCUCAGCCGCUCCUAUUUGGCCGUCUGGGCUCUGUCGAGCCUGCUUGUCUUCCUGCUCAUGGUGGCUGUCUACACCCGCAUUUUCUUCUAUGUGCGGCGGCGAGUGCAGCGAAUGGCGGAGCAUGUCAGCUGCCACCCCCGAUACCGAGAGACCACGCUCAGCCUGGUUAAGACUGUUGUCAUCAUCCUGGGGGCGUUUGUGGUCUGCUGGACACCAGGCCAGGUGGUGCUGCUCCUGGAUGGUCUGGGCUGCCAGUCCUGCAAUGUCCUGGCUGUGGAGAAGUACUUCCUCCUGUUGGCCGAGGCCAACUCACUGGUCAAUGCUGCCGUGUACUCUUGCCGAGAUGCUGAGAUGCGCCGCACCUUCCGCCGCCUCCUCUGCUGCGCAUGCCUCCGCCGGUCCCCCCACGAGUCUGCCCACGAUGCCUCCUCUGCCCGGGGACAUGCCAGCACUCGCAUCAUGCUUCCCGAGAACGGCCACCCACUGAUGGAUUCCACCCUUUAGCUAGCCUGGACUUCAGCAGGAUGCAGCAAGCAACAAAUCCGCAGCCCUUAAUGACUCGUGGGUGCUCCUGGCUUAACCCAACCAUCGGGACUGACUGAACGGCAGGCCAGGGUCUGGCACAGCACAGCACCACUGCCAGCCCUCCCCAGGCACACCACUCUGCCCAGGGCACGGGGGUUUGGGGUCAUCUCCUACUGCCUGGGGGAGUCGGAUGGGGUGUAGGAAUCUGGCUCUUCAGUCAUCUCAGGUUUAGGGAAUUUGUAACAGUCAUUUUUCUGUUUUCACUGCGUAUCCCACUGGUAAGCCCUGUGGACUGGUUCCUGCCGUGAUGCUGAGGGUUUUAAGGUGGGGAGAGAUGAGGGCUCUCUCGGGCCAUGCUACCUGGUGUGACUGGGUAAUGAGGACAUACUGUGGACACCCCAUUUUCCUGAGGCUGAUUCUUUAGCAGCAGAGACUGAGGGGUGCAGAGUGUGAGCUCUGGGAAAGGUUUGUGGCUCCUUGCAGCCUCCAGGGGCUGGCCUGUCCCCGUUAGAAUCGAAGCAGUCCACCGGGAGGGCAGGAUACAAGGAGUAAACCUUUUCACUCUGA